Molecule: messenger RNA, 1947 nt
Organism: Yarrowia lipolytica CLIB122
Lineage: Eukaryota; Fungi; Ascomycota; Dipodascomycetes; Dipodascales
Biological process (GO): trehalose catabolic process
Molecular function (GO): alpha,alpha-trehalase activity
Source: RefSeq, a predicted model, not a curated record
AUGACACGAUCAAGAAGUUAUAGCCUGCCAACACCACCUCAACCCAGAACACCAAGACGGUUCAGUGCCAGCAGUCUCAUACUGGGUGGUGAGAAAAGGUUCAUAGCAAGUGAUCAUACAGUCGAGCAACUGCUGCUUCUCUGUGACGACGAAGGACAUAUCACGAUCGACACCACCACGACUUCUUCUGACAAUUUUCUACAGGUGGAGACAGAUGCUGGGUGGUGCUACCAGGUCAUAGGCGCCUACCAGUUAGCUACUGUACUCAAUUAUCUCCUCCUUAAACGAGGGGGUCCUGAAACUGGGUUGAAAAGGCUGAAACAAAACCAGAAGACAAUUGCUCCGAGUUCUUGCGUGACACAUAUCUCAAGCGACAAAAUUUUGGAACCCCCACACCAGAGACUUAAAAACCUUGUGGACAAUCAAUUUUGGCACCAAUUGACCAGGUCUAUGGAUACCAAGACGAUCUAUUCUCUAUUGGGGGAUUCAAAAGUGCAGGGUGAAGGAGUUUUGUAUUUACCACAUGCUAGUGAGCAACGCCAAUACUAUGCAAGCCUGGAUGUAAAUUUACAAGAUCUACCCAAGAGAAUCUCACCUGAAUAUGUCCUCAGCAUCAAUUCUAGUCCUGGUGUGCUAGCACUUGCUAUGGACAAAAGCCACAAUCCUUUGCCUUACAUCGUUCCAGGAGGUCGUUUCAACGAAAUGUAUGGCUGGGAUAGCUAUUUCGAGCUCUUGGGUCUUCUCGAAAGCGGGGGGCCUGGGUAUAUUCACAUCGCCGAGUCAAUGUGCUUGCAUUUUUGCUACCAGAUCAAGAAUUAUGGCAAGAUACUGAAUGCCAACAGAAGUUACUAUCUCAGCAGAUCGCAGCCUCCAUUUCUUACAGACAUGGGCCUGAGAGUCUACUGUCGUACUCGCAACAAGGAGUUUCUGAAAGAAAUCUAUAACUCUGCAGUCACAGAAUACAACACAGUAUGGAUGGGAAACCCGAGACUGGACAGACGUACUGGACUAUCGAAGUAUUGCCCAGCAGGGUUAGGUAUUCCACCUGAAGUGGAGACAGGGCACUUCGACGGAGUCCUUGGACCGUACGCGCAGAAGUAUGGGCUUACUUUGGAUGAAUUUGUUCAAGCAUACAACUCUGGUAACAUCGUUCAGCCAGAACUAGAUGAGUACUUUUUGCAUGAUCGAGCAAUUAGAGAGUCUGGUCACGAUACCUCUUACAGAUUAGAAGGCGUCUGUGCUGACCUCGCUACUGUUGACCUGAACUCAUUGCUAUACAAGUAUGAAGUUGACCUUGAGUACAUUGAGCGGGAGCUGAAUCUCAGCCCAUGCGGAUUCUAUGAAGCUGCAGAGAGACGAAAGGAAGCAUUCACGCAAUUCUUGUGGAACUCCGAAGACUCAUGUUUUUACGACUACAAUUGCAAGACCAACGCUCAAAGGAAGUACACCUCGAGCACGGGUCUGUGGCCACUGUGGUCGGGAAUUGCCACUCGCGAACAAGCGAGGGGGAUCGUGUCUACUAUAGCGUCCCUCGAAGAAUAUGGCGGCCUGGCAUCCGGCUCUAAGGCAUCAUUGGAUGAGUUUUCUGGAGGAUCAGGGGUUCCUAGACAAUGGGACUACCCUAAUGGAUGGGCCCCACACCAGGUUUUGGCAUGGCAGGGACUGCAAAACUAUGGAUACGAUAACGUGGCAACUAGACUCGCAUUCAAAUGGUGUGCUAUGAUGGUUCAUUCAUUCAGAGACUACUCCGGGUUGGUGGUGGAGAAAUACAACGUUACCGAUCCUACCAAACCCCAUGUUGUCACAGCUGAGUAUGGAAAUCAGGGAUCCGUAGCCUCAGGCUUUGGAUGGGUCAAUGCUUCCUACGUAGUGGGACUAGGGUACCUGAGCAAUCAGCAACGACAACGAUUAGAGUGGGGUGUGUGGAAGAGACACGAAAAGCUGUAA